Messenger RNA from Morchella importuna, 921 nucleotides. RefSeq lists its product as uncharacterized. The record is from RefSeq and is a predicted model, not a curated record. The coding region runs from base 1 to 921 and encodes 306 amino acids. Lineage: Eukaryota; Fungi; Ascomycota; Pezizomycetes; Pezizales; Morchellaceae. The transcript is spliced from 3 exons.
AUGUUUGCGAGUCGGGUUUCUGUAACCAUACCAACAUCCAAUAUCGCGAGAACACAAGACGCAACUCUGACUUCACCCCCUGAUCCGGGAGAGACCGAGACCUGGGCCAGUGUAAGAGAAGCAGAGAAAUUACGAAGAAAAACAGUUUAUAGUACAUUACGAGGUUACAACGGAAGCGAGAACCCCAGAAUGGCCGGCCGCGGUGGUCAACAACAGUACCCUCUAAAAGCGCCAGGCGUCGACCCGGCCUGGUAUAUCCCAUGGGCCCAAAUUGCGCCAGGCCCCAAUUGGAACGUUGCAAAGCCCCGGACGUAUAAAAUUCCCUUCUGGGUAGACGCAACCAAGACAGUUCUGCCAUUGUGGAUGUUUGACUCCGACGGCGGCCUUCUCGAUAAUUUAGAGUGGGACGAUUGGGGUCAAGGGUUCACAGCGGAACCAUAUGAGGUUUCAUGGGCCGACGGACCAGGAGCUGGGGUGGAGGCGGAGGUCGAGGUGGAGGGCGAGGUGGUGGCGGUGGAUGGGGUGGUUUUGAUAGAGGAGGCGGUGGUAGAGGAGGUGGAGGAGAGUAUAGAGGUAGAGGCGGUGAUCGAGGUGGCGGUUACAGAGGCGGCGGCGGUGGAGAUCGAGGCAGAGCUGAAUACCGAGUUGGAGGUGAUCGGGGUGGCAGAGGCGGCGGUGACAGAGGCGGCGGAGAUAGAGGAGGUAGAGGAGGUGGUGACAGAGGCAGGGGAGGUGGUGACAGAGGCAGAGGGGGCGGUGACAGAGGCAGAGGAGGCGGCGAUAGAGGUGGUCGCGGAGGAGGAGACAGAGGAGACAGAGGCGGCAGAGGCGGCAGAGGCCGUGGUGCUCAGUAAAAAGAUAUUGGGCCAAUUGGUAGAGUUGUUUUGCAGCUUUACGAAGGGGGUUCCGACUACUGCUUGA